Xiphophorus hellerii (green swordtail) is the source of this 2942-nucleotide messenger RNA. It is a transcript of the gene ist1, whose product is annotated as IST1 factor associated with ESCRT-III. The transcript is spliced from 10 exons. Bases 142 to 1188 code for a protein of 348 amino acids. Lineage: Eukaryota; Metazoa; Chordata; Actinopteri; Cyprinodontiformes; Poeciliidae. The record is from RefSeq and is a predicted model, not a curated record. Gene Ontology annotation, biological process: protein transport.
CCGCCUCUUUGGUAAAAUCCCCAUGACGUAAACGCAAACCAUUACGGAAGUAAACUAGGCGACCAAACGGGGACAGAAACCCGUAUUAGUUUCGUGUCUUGGCUUGCCUAACAGUUACAGACUUUCAGAUACACUGUCGUCAUGUUGGGAGGAGGAUUCAAAGGAGAAAGGCUAAGAGUUAACCUGCGGCUGGUCAUAAACCGACUUAAACUCCUAGAGAAGAAGAAAACUGAGCUCGCCCAAAAGGCAAGGAAGGAGAUUGCAGAUUACUUGUCCUCUGGCAAGGAUGAGCGGGCCCGGAUUCGUGUUGAACACAUCAUCAGAGAGGACUACCUGGUUGAAGCCAUGGAGAUCCUUGAGCUGUACUGUGAUUUGUUGCUCACUCGUUUCGGCCUCAUCCAGUCCAUGAAGGAACUAGAUCCAGGCUUGCAAGAGGCAGUGUCCACUCUCAUCUGGGCAGCACCACGCCUCCAGUCAGAGGUGUCUGAAUUGAAGAUUGUUUCUGAACAACUAUGUGCAAAAUACAGCAAGGAAUAUGGCAAGCUGUGCAGAACAAACCAGAUUGGCACUGUCAACGACAGGCUGAUGCACAAACUGAGUGUGGAGGCUCCUCCCAAGAUUCUAGUGGAGCGCUAUCUGAUAGAGAUAGCUAAGAACUACAAUGUGCCAUAUGAGCCUGAUGCUAUGGUCCGGCCUGAAGUGUGUACUGGAGAGGAGGCAGACCUAAUUGAUGUGGAUACAGACAGGAAGAAUGGAGGUGGAAGCGGUGGAGGUGGUUUCUUUGCUCCUCCUACUACAGCUAUGCCCAUGCCCAUGCCCAUGCCUAUGUCUAUGCCUAUGCCAACAGCUUUUAACUACCCACCUCCAAAAGGAGCGGAACCUUUUCACCCUUCGGUUGGAACCUACAACAGCUUCCCAGUUGCAGGAGGGCAGCCCCCUCAGCUGCCUACUUCUCCCCCCACAUACGAGUCCAUUGAUGACUUCAAUGACAAAGGUUCUGUUCCUUCUCAGGCUGUAGGUCCUACUCCUGCACCUCGUCACUCGUUUGACCACAACAACCUACCAGAACUUCCCUCCGUUCCCGACACACUCCCCAGCUCCUCCCUGGGUGGACACAACACCAAUUCGGACGACAUCGACUUUGACGAUUUGACACGGCGGUUCGAGGACCUGAAAAAGAAGACCUAAUCUGUGACACUGGUGGUCUGCGUACCUUAUCUCACAGGCCUGUGUCGUUACCUACACAAGCCAGAACAGGAAAUGGGGAAACAUUUAGGGUUUUGAAUCAGUUUUGGGAAGUUCUCCUCCCCAAUUUUUCCCAUAUAAAGUAAUUUUACACAGAUUUUAAAUAUACAUGUACUCUUACCUCAUUUUCACAAAUAUUACCAACUUACUGAAGGUGUGAGUGCUCACCAACUACCCAACCCUGUCUUUUCUUUAUCGGAAGGGCCACAUGAUUUUUUCCCCAAAUAGCAAAAUUUAUAUAUAUAUAUUCAAAAUUACAAUCAUGAGGCUGCUGAGACCUUUUCACUUGUUUUCAUUUAAGGUCAUGCUGCCUUUUUACUGUUUCAAAAUAAACCUGAGUGAAUCAACUAUUUAAUCAAAUCAAGAUUUUACUUGCUUUUCCUAUGGUUUGGGGUUUGACUAAUAAAUACAGUCUAUGCCUUGGCUCCAAUUGGUGCAUGUUGAUGCCGCUGUAAUCUUUUCCACUGUGUUUAUUCGCCAUGUCUCAGAGCAGUCAGACAAGUCCGACAGGUUUUCCCACUGGGAUAGGAAACGGUCAUUGGCGCUUAAUGAAGUCAUAUCUUCUCGCAGCAGUUUCAUAAGGAAAUCGGACACGGAAGCCAUAUCUCCUGUGGUGUGCAGUCCUUGUAGUCGUAACACUGUGGAACUGAGGAUUUUGAAGCGACAUCAUUCGCUGAGCUACUUCAAUGACAGGAAGAAGGUGUGUGUGAGGCCUUGAGGAAAAGCGAGCAGUGAAAUCACAAAACCUAUGUGGUAGUUGAUCGGGCUUUGUUGUAAAAGUACAAAAGAAAAAGUGUAUUAAACCAUUUAUAUAGAACAUUUACAGUAAUAUAGAUGAUUAUUUGCGCAAGUGAUUUACAGAUAAACCAAAAGAUGUUUGGCAGCAGGGCUUUGUUCAUUAUUUGAAGAAGCUGUUUUAUAAUUCCUGCGUCUGAAAAAUACUUCUCCCGCCUCCUUUUGAAUGUCUGUUUUACCAAACACUUAUACUGUAACAUUACUGAAUUACAUAAUUUACAAGCACUCCUUUUAGGUGCACCGCAUAUGAUUGGAUCUAGUGUUUUGACUCCAGAAGUGAUCAUUUUAUCCUGUUUUCUGCGAACGUGUGCAUGGGUCUUAUACUGUAUGUCCACCGCUGCAUUUGCCUUAGCUGUCGUCUCUCAUCCGAGGCCUUGCCAGUCUGUGGAAGGAUUAAGCACUUGUCAUCCAUUAAGACUGGAGUCAUAUUACCAGUUUGUUGUUAUGUAACAAAUUCCUUCUCUUAUUUGGUAAAUUUAUGCUUUGGAAAAGUAACAGUCUGCUUUGUCAAUAGGGAAAAGAGUUCUUGUGAAAAAAAAAACAAAAAAAACGGGGUUUUAUUUUUGUGCAGACAUGACGCAUUGCUGUAACCUUACCACACCCAGCACUGCUUGCAUGGCACUGAGCAACGGCCUUGUGAACAGUGAUUCAGCAGUUUCUGGAAACACAAGGAGUGGCUUUCAGGCUGGAUUGUAAACAAUGUUUUUUCUGUUUUACAUAUUUUGUAGGAUGUAAAGCGAGAUUGACACUACAGAGCUGUGACCUGCUCCAUAUUUUUUUCUAUGUUAGACUUUUCUAUCAUUCUGUUUCUUUAGGCACAAAAGGUGUCAGGUUGAAAGAGAUUUGUUUUUUCACAAUGUACGCUAACAUAAAAAUUUAAUAAAUGACUGUUUGGAACUGGA